Selaginella moellendorffii is the source of this 944-nucleotide messenger RNA. RefSeq lists its product as uncharacterized. NCBI's taxonomy places the organism in Eukaryota, Viridiplantae, Streptophyta, Lycopodiopsida, Selaginellales, Selaginellaceae. The record is from RefSeq and is a predicted model, not a curated record. The coding region runs from base 1 to 801 and encodes 266 amino acids. The transcript is spliced from 7 exons.
AUGGGGCAAGCGUCUUCGAUCGAGGAGGCUGUGGAAGUGAAAGCGCCGUCCAUGGAGGAACGACCUUCUCUAUCAUUGCCUGCAAAAACGCUUAUUGCUGGUGUUGCGUUUGGAGCAUCGCUGCCGAUUGCGCAGCGUGUAGGAAAGCUUUGCAGGAUUUCCUGUGCCACUCCACUUGCGAGCUCGGCUUUUGGUGCGGCGUUUGUGGCUUUAUGCUCGACAUCUUCAAUGCAGAUUGUGAAUCAAAUCGAAAGGAUUGCUGCUGCCGAGUUUCCAGAUGUUGAUGCUGGUUUCUCGUCGUCGUCUCAAAUUCUUCCUGUGCUCUUACCAGCGUUGAUAGGCCUCGUAUCCUUCAAGGCUUUAGGUGGCAAGUAUCGGAAUCUAUUGCCAAGUGAUGUGCGAUUUCCUGGAGUUUAUGCACUGGCUUAUCUUCCUUCAGGAAUGCGCUAUGCCUCCAAGCACGAAAAGUUCCUCAUCAGGCUUUUGUACAGAGAGUUUGGUUGCCACCACUGCGGCAAGACAAUCGGAGAAAGCAUUGCAGAUCACAUACCGCCUAAUGCUCUUCACUGGAAGCCUCGGCGCCGGCUCAAACUGACCCAAAAGUUCUAUCCUCAGUGCAUUCCUUGCAUGAAAGUCCAGAGCAGCUCACUCCGGCAUGGAUUGAAUCCACUGGUCUAUCACCACAAAUCCGGCUGGCCACAGCCAUUUGUAUUUUCAGGCUUUUUUCUGCCUGCUCUUGUUCCAGAUGCUGAAGAGCUCAAAGGAGAGCUGCUAACCUACCAUUUUGCAAAGUGGACUUGACAUUCUUUCUGACCGGAAGAACCAUUUUAUUAGUUUUAACAUUUUUAUAUUUUUUCCGGUUGUGGAAAAGAUUUACAAACAUUUUUGUUUCCUUUUUGUACAGUCCAAAACAUGCAAAACCUCUAGAAAACACUCUCUUUGAA